This is a messenger RNA of Funneliformis mosseae, 714 nucleotides long. Lineage: Eukaryota; Fungi; Glomeromycota; Glomeromycetes; Glomerales; Glomeraceae. The record is from the annotation of a GenBank genome assembly.
AUGAACCUUUUAUCAGAAAAUGAAUUAUCAGAAUUAAAUAUAAUAAUUUCAACUUCUCUUAAAAAUUGGACGAUCUUGAAACCUAUGGCAGAGAGAUAUCUAUAUUCUUUAGCAAAACUUGAUGGUAAUCAAUUUCGCAUUAUUGGUGAAAUUGUAAAGCCUAAGGAUACACACAGUGUAAUUCUUAAACUGCAAAAAAUAUUAAACAACACUAAAGAAAAAUUACCUGAAGAAUCUGAUGAUCUCUUUAAAAAUAAAGAUACUUUUGAAAAUGAUGAUAAAAACCUUCAUGAAGAAAUCCUAUUAUCUAUUGAAGAUCACACAAAUGCUGAUAAACAUGAUUUAGGAAAGGAACUGUGCUGGGGUCAGAAAUUUUUGCUUUGUGAGCGAACUGGCUCCAAGAGUGAAGAUAUACGAAAGGUUCUUUUGAAUACUCUUAAAGUACAAAAGACCUUAAAGGAUAUGCAUCGAAAUUUAUUUGAGUCGAUAUCUGCUGAGAGUAGCGGAACGCUAUCAAAACCAGUCCUUCAUGCUAACACCAAACUUUUGGUGCCUGGAUUUUUGUCAUUAUAUUUUUUCUUACGUAUAAUUUUAAUCAUUUACAUUGGAGGUGAAUUUUAUGUAUCUGUCAAUUUAGCGGAUUUCUACAUCCCAACAAAAUAUGAGGAACUAGAGUCAAUCCUUAAAAUCUCGCAUACAAGUUUUCAAAUAAAG